AGCCGAGCCUCCUCCGUCAAUGCGUCCCGAGCCUGUGAUACCAUCAUCAUCAUCAUCCACCAUCGUCUCAUCUCCGUCCUUUCGCGCUUCCACGAAUCGCAGCUAUCGAACCUUAGACGCCGUUGGAGAACCCCUGAGGAGGAGCCGUACCGAGAAUGUCUAAAGCUCGCGUCUACGCCGACGUGAACGUCCUCCGUCCGAAAGAUUACUGGGACUACGAGUCCCUGACCGUUCAGUGGGGGGAGCAAGACGACUACGAGGUGGUUCGGAAGGUGGGGAGAGGGAAAUAUAGCGAGGUCUUCGAAGGGAUCAACAUCACCAACUCCGAGCGGUGCAUCAUCAAGAUCCUUAAGCCCGUUAAGAAGAAGAAGAUUAAGAGGGAGAUCAAGAUCCUCCAAAAUCUUUGUGGAGGUCCCAACAUUGUGAAGCUACUUGAUAUUGUUCGAGAUCCACAAUCAAAGACGCCUAGCCUGAUUUUUGAAUAUGUGAACAGUACCGACUUUAAAGUUCUCUACCCAACACUGACAGAUUAUGACAUACGCUAUUAUAUAUACGAGCUGCUUAAGGCCUUGGAUUAUUCCCAUUCACAAGGAAUAAUGCACAGAGAUGUAAAACCUCACAAUGUUAUGAUAGACCAUCAACUGAGAAAGCUUCGCUUGAUAGAUUGGGGACUUGCUGAGUUUUACCAUCCUGGCAAGGAGUAUAAUGUACGUGUUGCUUCAAGGUACUUUAAGGGCCCUGAGUUAUUGGUUGACUUGCAAGAUUAUGACUAUUCUUUGGAUAUGUGGAGCCUUGGUUGCAUGUUUGCAGGAAUGAUUUUCCGGAAGGAGCCUUUCUUCUAUGGACAUGACAACCACGAUCAGCUUGUUAAGAUUGCCAAGGUGCUUGGCACGGAUGAACUAAACGCUUACCUAAAUAAAUACCGGUUGGAACUUGAUCCUCAAUUAGAAGCAUUAGUUGGCAGGCACAGCCGAAAGCCAUGGUCUAAAUUUAUCAAUGUGGACAAUCAGCAUUUGGUCUCUCCAGAGGCCAUUGAUUUUCUUGAUAAACUUCUUCGCUAUGAUCACCAAGAUCGACUUACAGCACGGGAAGCAAUGGCACAUCCUUAUUUUAUUCAAGUUAGGGCUGCAGAGAACAGCAGAACUCGCACACAGUGACUGGCAUAAGAUUUAGUUUCACAAUCUGGUGCAUGGUUCAAGUGAACGUUGGAUUCUGAGAAGCUGUAUUGUUGUCGUCAGGUUUCCAAUAUUUUAGCAUUUGUUCUACCCUCAUUGACUUUUUUGAGUUUGCUGUAAUCAGGGGUAGCACAGUUGAAAAACAAUUGCUAUACAAAAGAUUGGUUCUGCAGUUGCUUGCCUCAAGUUCAUACGAACAUAUAUGUCCCCAUCUGGAAUGCAAUCUUAGAUUGUAUACAGCAAACGCUGCAGUCACACUUUAUGAAUUUUAUGAAUAUUUGUUCCUUCA
Nymphaea colorata (pocket water lily) is the source of this 1464-nucleotide messenger RNA. Its product is annotated as casein kinase II subunit alpha-2. Gene Ontology annotation, biological process: protein phosphorylation. Gene Ontology annotation, cellular component: nucleus; cytosol; protein kinase CK2 complex. Gene Ontology annotation, molecular function: ATP binding; protein serine/threonine kinase activity. Bases 156 to 1157 code for a protein of 333 amino acids. The transcript is spliced from 10 exons. The record is from RefSeq and is a predicted model, not a curated record. NCBI's taxonomy places the organism in Eukaryota, Viridiplantae, Streptophyta, Magnoliopsida, Nymphaeales, Nymphaeaceae.